Messenger RNA from Capronia epimyces CBS 606.96, 1044 nucleotides. RefSeq lists its product as uncharacterized. Gene Ontology annotation, biological process: mRNA export from nucleus. Gene Ontology annotation, molecular function: protein binding. NCBI's taxonomy places the organism in Eukaryota, Fungi, Ascomycota, Eurotiomycetes, Chaetothyriales, Herpotrichiellaceae. Gene Ontology annotation, cellular component: THO complex part of transcription export complex. The coding region runs from base 1 to 1044 and encodes 347 amino acids. The transcript has 3 exons. The record is from RefSeq and is a predicted model, not a curated record.
AUGGCUCCCAUCAGCCAGCGCAAGCAUCUCGGCCGCGACAAGUUUGGGGCGCAAUUCAGUCUCCUCAAGACUCAGCAGUACACCGACCCCUCCACUCGAACCGUCACGCCGACCAUCCACCGCACAAUCUCAUGGAACGCGUCCGGAGGUCUGAUCGCAACCGGUGCCAACGACAAAACAGUCCGUGUAUGGAAUCCUGAAAGGACCAGCCCGCGGAGCCAGACAGAGCUGAGAGGGCACGGACAUGCCGUGGAAAAGGUCUUAUUCAAUCCUGCUCGCGAGUUCGAAUUGGCGAGCUGCUCUUCGGACGGCACGGUACGAUUCUGGGAUACCCGGAGCAAGACGUGUGUGACGAAGCUCGAGGUUGGCGGUGAACCCUUUACCUUGAGUUGGAGUACCGAUGGGAGCACUUUACUCGCAGGGACAAAGGGCGACGUCCUCAUCCCCAUCUCGACUGCCAUACCCUCCUCCCCGGUCAUCCUUUCGCGACACAAGCAGACGCUCCAGACGAACCAGACCACUUUCUCCAACGCAUACCCUCCUACUGACCUGCUCAUAACCCAAGGCGACGGAUCCGUUAAGAUCCUCGAUUUCCCCUCUUUUCAGCCUCUGCAUAAUAUUUCCGCCCACACCUCCUCUUGCACCGCCAUCGCCUAUUGUCCGAACGGAAAGUAUGUUGCCGUGGGUGGCUCUGAUGCCAUGAUUUCCCUCUGGGACACGAGGGACUGGGUGUGCCGACGGACGAUGUCAAACCCCAGUUCAGGUGCCAUCAGAGGGCUUAGUUGGUCCUGGGACGGGCGCUACGUGAUCGGUGCCAGUGAGGAAACGGGCUCAGGCGGUGGCGACGGGUUGAGUUCCGGGAUCGACAUAUAUCACGCCGAGACGGGCGAUGUUGUCCAUACCAUUGCGACGGGAACAAGCGGCAUCCCCGCCGUCGAAUGGCAUCCCAAUCGAUAUUGGUUGGCGUAUACUCAGAUUGAAGAGACACGACAGGGGAAGUCUAGUCUGAAGAUUGUGGGUGCCGCAGGAGGCCUCCCAAUAUAA